Paramacrobiotus metropolitanus is the source of this 1846-nucleotide messenger RNA. RefSeq names its product UBX domain-containing protein 6-like. Gene Ontology annotation, cellular component: cytoplasm. The record is from RefSeq and is a predicted model, not a curated record. Bases 231 to 1577 code for a protein of 448 amino acids. The transcript has 4 exons. Lineage: Eukaryota; Metazoa; Tardigrada; Eutardigrada; Parachela; Macrobiotidae.
AAGGAUCUCUUCCCGGAUCCAUUCCAGGCCUACGUGUUCUCGGCGCUGCUGGUGUGGUUGGCGGUAGCGUUGGUGCUGCUGCGACGCGAGUGGAAGAAAUCCAGUCGGAUUGUGGUGGAUGUGUUCCUUCAGCAAGGACCUGAAGCUGUACAGUUAGUGGAAGACCGUUACAAAGACCAACUGAAUUUACCUGAAGAAUAUUCCCUACUCGCGUAAACUCCCAUUAAACCAUGUCGGCCCUUAAAGAUUUCUUCAAUAAAAUGAAAAAAGACAAGAAAUUCCGCGACGCCGGCCCCGGUCACAGCCUACAGCAGGCGGCGGCUCGCACUUCCGACCGUCCGGCAGUUGAUGUGCGCCCCACCGAUUCCCAGCAGGCGGUCUCCUCCUCAGCCGGCCGCCCACCCCAGCCCUCUUCGGACAGUAACCAGAAAGCCGCCCAAGCAGCACUGGCCCGUCUGGAACAACGGAUGGGCGGUCUGGGGAAGAACACCAACCUCCUGAAGGAGGUCUUCACCGAGAUGGGCUACAGUAAAGUGGAAGUGGAGGCCGGUGCAGCCGCUGGUCCUUCCCAGCCGGUCCGGGAGAAUGAGGCCGCUGGAUUGCCAUCAUUAGCGGUGGAGGGCGUGUUCUAUCGGUGCCCGGUGAUCGGGCCGUUUGUGCUGCCCCGUGAUGAGAUGGAGCGGAAGAUUCAGGAGUUUCUCAAGGAGCAGGAGAAGGCCGAUCCCACCAUCGCUAGCGCCGUGAUGCUGGCCACGUUUAACAAGGACGCGGAGAAACUGCAGGCCGGACGGGACAUAUUGGAUCGGUAUCUGGGGAAUAUUAUCAAGGAGCCCGGGGAGGAAAAGUACCGGAAGAUUCGCAUUGGGAAUCGGGUCUUUCAGGAGAAGGUGAUGAGUCUGAAUUGUGCCGAUCGGUUCUUGGAGGCAGCUGGGUUUCAAAAGAUUCCGAUGCCGGUGGACGACAAAGACGAAGACUUCUACGUCCUCUUCCCCGAUCACGUCGACACGGAGAAGCUGUCCGUCAUGCGCGACUACCUGAUGCAGGCCGAGCCCGUCGUCGCCGAGCUGGACCGCGGUCUGCGCGUCUUCCGCCCCACCGGCGCCGUCGCCCAGUUCAACCUCCCGGACGAGUUCUUUGACCGCUCCGCGCAGGAAGUCCAGGACGAGUACAAACGCCGCAUGGAGGAGCUGGACAAGAGCCUGACGUUACGUACCAAAGCCAUGCGGGAACGCGAGCAGCAGCAAGGCAAACCGGCGCGCAAAUACCGCUUCACGGUCCUCCGCAUCCGGCUGGGCGGGCUGAUUCUCCAGGGGACGUUCGGGGCGUAUGAGAAGGUGGCCGCCGUGGAGGAGUGGUUGAAGGAGUGUCUGGUGAAUCCGGAAUUGCCCUUCAGUUUGACCACGGCGGUGGGGAAUAAAUUGGAUAAGGAAAGCCGGUUGAUGGAGGUGGAUUUGGUGCCGGCGGCGGUGUUGAAUUUCCAUUCGGGAUUACCGCUGCCGCCCGGUGGAAGCGCGGUGGAGGUGCCGUUUCUCAAGGAGGAGGUGCUGGCGCUGGCAAUCGAGGGAGUGCGCAAGUGAAAAAGUGUCAUGGGGUUAAUUCUGACAGCUUUGGUUCCGGAUUUUCGGUUUGUAGUUUUGGUAACCCCGGUUGAUAAUUUCUCUUGUUUUCGACAAUAUUUGAUCGACAUUUUCUGACAGGAAUUUGCGGGUUAUUUGCGUUUCCAUUAAUUUUGUGUUAAUUUAUGGUUUUCGAUGAAAUGGAAUUGGCUUGUCCGUGGACUGUGAAGGUUGCUAACGUUUCUUACCGAUAAAGUUCUUAAUGAAAGUGCUGUCUUGUUUUGUGAUUA